CUCCCUUAUUAUUGUCAUUAUUGUCAACAAUAUAAUAUCAAAUAUCAAUAAUUAAGUCAAGGUUUGUUUACUUGUUAGAUAGGCUUAUUAGGCUAUAUUAUUUACAAAAUUACCGUACAGCAAUAUCCAAUAGACCAGUCUAAAUUAUUGUGGUUAUAACUCUUAAAAUUUAUUUUAAUUUAACUGGUGGGACAUCAUUAACAUACAGUAGGCCUACUGUGCUUCAUACUCAUGAAUAGAAAUUAAGUAACUUUCAGUCACAUUUAAGUCACCCUUAAAUUUUUACUUAACUCAGCCUUUUGUGAUCUACAAACACGUCAAAACGAGUCCAAUGAAAAUAUCUCCUGAAGGAAUAUUUUUCUGCCUUAGCUGGAUGGUUUUCAAAGUGAAAGCAAGUGAAAACUUACUUGCCAGAGGUUUUGGAGAUCACAUUCCAUGGCACAACUUGGACGAUGCCUUGAAUGAAGCUAAGAACAAUAAUCUACCAAUUAUGUUGAUUAUUCACAAAACCUGGUGUGGUGCUUGCAAAUCUUUGAAACCAAAAUUUGCUGAAUCUAAAGAAAUUGAAGAACUCAGCAAACAUUUUAUAAUGGUUAAUGUGGAAGAUAAUGAAGAACCUAAAGGAAAAUCUUAUUCUCCUGACGGUGGAUAUAUUCCUAGGAUUUUAUUUUUAAAUUCCGAAGGAGAAGUUCAGACAGAGUUUUACAAUGAAAAUGGAAACCCUCAGUACAAGUACUUCUAUCCUGAUGCAGAGAGUAUUGUUAAAAUGAUGAAGAAAGUUUCUGACGAGAUUUCAACCAAACCUCGACCUAUAGCUGAUGAACUUUGAUCCCUUAGAAAUGAGGGUUGUAAACAAUUUUCCUGAUAUGUACAGUUUUGCUAAAAGUUAAGGCCUAUUAAAAGUUUUUAGAUAAU
Messenger RNA from Macrosteles quadrilineatus (aster leafhopper), 915 nucleotides. Its product is annotated as thioredoxin domain-containing protein 12-like. The coding region runs from base 332 to 829 and encodes 165 amino acids. The record is from RefSeq and is a predicted model, not a curated record. NCBI's taxonomy places the organism in Eukaryota, Metazoa, Arthropoda, Insecta, Hemiptera, Cicadellidae. Gene Ontology annotation, cellular component: endoplasmic reticulum. The transcript is spliced from 4 exons.